This is a messenger RNA of Juglans microcarpa x Juglans regia, 917 nucleotides long. Its product is annotated as chaperone protein dnaJ 20, chloroplastic-like. The coding region runs from base 75 to 722 and encodes 215 amino acids. NCBI's taxonomy places the organism in Eukaryota, Viridiplantae, Streptophyta, Magnoliopsida, Fagales, Juglandaceae. The record is from RefSeq and is a predicted model, not a curated record. Gene Ontology annotation, cellular component: chloroplast. The transcript is spliced from 2 exons.
CCUGCACGGCCUCACAAGGAAAGAGAAGACAACAUCCCAAAACAUCCACGCACACAAACAGAGCGCGCGAAGCAAUGCGUUGCUACGGCUUGACACCGAUUCAAGGAAGCGAGUCUCGCUUCUUCCACCUCCCCACCACACGACCCAUUAACAUACCCAAUUCGAAUUCCUGGUUUUCCUUUUCCCACUCUAGUUUCUUCCCCUCCAAACUCGUAUCCGCCACCUGUAUGCCUGCUGUGUCGCUCAGAACCAUAGCCAGGGCCGCCGUCAAUGAUGGGCUGAUGACCGAGGAGGCCGCCGCCGCCUCCGGUUUGAGCUUCUACGAGCUCUUGGGCAUACCCGAGUCCGGAUCCUUGGUCGACAUCAAGCAGGCGUACAAGCAGCUAGCCCGGAAGUACCACCCGGACGUCUCCCCGCCCGGCCAGGCCGAGGAGUACACCAAGCGGUUUAUCCGGGUCCAAGAGGCUUAUGAGAUCUUGUCGGAUCCCGGAAGGCGAGCUCUCUAUGACAGAGACUUGGCCAAAGGUCUCCACCUCGUGUUCUCGGCUCGAAGAAAAUACGAGAGCAACGAGGGAAUGGAAGAGAGAGGCGAGUGGAAGAACCGUUGGCAAGCUCAGCUAUCGGGGCUAAAGAGGAGAAGCAUGAACAAGGAUGCUGGUGGAAAUUUGUCCUGGGGAGCUCGAAUGCGCGGGCGAAGGGAUGAGUUAGCGAAUCAAUUAUAAGUAGUUUUUUCUUGUAACUUCAAUGUAAAUAUAGCUUCCUACCUUAUAGAACAUGGUUAAUGUUGAAGGGGAUAGAACUUAGCAUUGGGAAAAGAUUUCCAAUAGAACUUUAAAAUAGAAAAUUUUAAAAGUUUUCUCCUUGACCAUGUGAACCAAAUACAUUGUACAUGAUAAGACUUCUCAUACUUGGCAUAA